Messenger RNA from Bombus pyrosoma, 1778 nucleotides. RefSeq names its product cytochrome b5-related protein (gene Cyt-b5-r). The record is from RefSeq and is a predicted model, not a curated record. Lineage: Eukaryota; Metazoa; Arthropoda; Insecta; Hymenoptera; Apidae. The coding region runs from base 311 to 1594 and encodes 427 amino acids. Gene Ontology annotation, cellular component: mitochondrion. The transcript has 6 exons. Gene Ontology annotation, biological process: lipid metabolic process.
AUAUAAGAAAGAAGAGUGCUUUCCAAAUUGUUUCAUUAAAAGCAGUCCGUUGAACAACGUAAUCAGGUUCAGUUUUAAUUAGUGUUAUAGUAAAAUAAAGUAUUUUUUCGUGCAGUAGGUUACGUCUUCGUAAUGUGAUGAAAUAAAUAUCGUUGUUUGUCAAUAACUAUUAAAGUACUGCCCAAACAGCAUCAAGUUAUUUGGACAUAAAUUAGAAGACUCAAUCACAAUCUACCAUAUUAGAAAGUUCUACAAGGAAUCUCUAUACACGAUUAACAUUCUUGAUCAAUAAAAAAAGAAGAAGAAAGCAAUGCGGAAAUUAGAAAGUUCGAUACCGGGUUUCGAAAAUUUUCCUGGAAGGGAUGCUAAAUUUCAAACAGCAUACUCUUUUCUCGAAGCAAGAAGACAAAUAGACGGUGCGGAAGGUUUAUGGAGGAUUCAAAAUAAUUUAUAUGAUUUAGAAGGUUUUGCAAAAUUUCACCCAGGAGGAGCAGAAUGGAUUCGCCUGACCAAGGGUACUGAUAUUACCGAACUUUUCGAGUCGCAUCAUCUAACUGAUAAAGCUAUGAAACUGCUUCCAAAAUACUUGGUAAGAGAGGCAGUUUCACCACGAAAGCUGCCAUUAACGUUUGAACCGAAUGGUUUCUUUUCUACUUUCAAAAAGCGUGCAUUAGAAGCACUAAAAGACGUGGAUUUUCAUCGGCCGUCGCCAAAAACAAAUUUAAUCGCUGAUAUUUUAAUCAGUGCUACCGUUUUACUUAGCCUUGCAGUAGCUUAUACACAAUCUUAUUUAAUCAUUGUGCUUGCUGGAAUUUUUCUCGGAUGGACCACAGUCAUUGGUCAUAAUUAUUUUCAUAUGAGGAAUAGUUUUCGAAUGUACUACUUUGAUUUAAGCACAUUGUCGUCGAAAGAUUGGCGAAUAACACAUGCAAUGAGUCACCACAUCUACCCUAAUACCCUUUGGGAUUUUGAAAUAUACUCGCUUGAGCCUUACCUGUUUUGGUUACCAGAUCCUAAAAAAUCAUUACUGAGAGGUAUCAUUAGUCAACUGAUAAGUCCUAUCAUUUGGGCUUUAGCUUUUUACGCACAAGCAAUCAAAAGAUAUUACUCUGUGUUCUUCGAAUAUAGAAAAUUCGAAUUUCGAGAUGCUGUACCUUUCGUCUUGCCCAUAUCGAUGUCCUUUCUCGCGCCAAGUAUUUUUGUGGCUGUGAAGCUUUGGUUAUUAAUUUUAUUAACAGGCAGUUUUAUAUUUUGUAUGAUCGGUUUCAAUGCAGCUCAUCAUCAUCCCGAUAUCUUUCAUGAUGGUGACAUAUACAGAAACGAUUUCGACUGGGGUUUGCUAGAAUUGGAUGCCGUAAGAGAGCGAACAGUGAUCGAUGACUCUGACAUUCUGGUGUUGACUAACUUCGGAUUACACGGUCUUCAUCAUCUUUUGCCAACAGUGGAUCACUGUUACUUGUCACUUUGUGAAAAAGCUUUUCAACAAACUUGCAAGGAAUUUGGAAUUAGUACUAAGAAGUUUACCCAAUGGGAGCUUGUAAAGGGACAAUUUAAACAAAUCUUACGUAAAGAACGGAAAAGGAAUAUUAGAUAGAAUAACGGAUCGGCUAUGAUUAAAGCGACAAUUAAAAAUAAUUUGUUUCUUGGGAGAGUCAGCGUCCACUUAACCUAAGAAAUAAGCACUAAUCGCGUAUAUUAUUAGCAGUCAGUGAAUUCGUAUAAUAAAUACGUGAUUUUGAAAAUACAUUUUUCAUAGAAUACAAGCAAUGCAUAAAGAA